Molecule: messenger RNA, 1202 nt
Organism: Nematolebias whitei (Rio pearlfish)
Lineage: Eukaryota; Metazoa; Chordata; Actinopteri; Cyprinodontiformes; Rivulidae
Gene: fam219b
Product: family with sequence similarity 219 member B
Exons: 6
Coding region: 119-676 (185 amino acids)
Source: RefSeq, a predicted model, not a curated record
ACAAACCUGAGCUGAGUGAAGUUAGCCUGCUGGCUAACAGAAGAAGUGCCUCACUGUGCCUGAAAAGGACGGCUGUCAUGUCUGAGUCUGGCUGUAAACUGUGACAAAUAGAGGCAAGAUGAUGAACGACAUCAUGGAGGAGCCGGAAAAAGACGCCCUGCUGGAUUCUCCGCGGGAACAACAGGUUUUGUCGGGACCAGGCAGCAGCACGAGACCUAAAACCACAGAUGGAGGCAUCAGGCCGGUGGAGAAAAGAGGACCUUACAUCAUGUCCAGACCUCCAGCCAUCCACCUCAAACUACAAAAACACAGGGAGAUGGCGAGGAAGGCCCUGAAGAAGAAGGCGCUCUCAUCAGGGCCUCCACUGACUCAUCCGGUCAGACAAGGAGUUAAAAGAACAGUGAAAUACAACAAGGGCUACGCUGCGUUGAGUCAGCAGGCUGAUGAAACUUUAGUAGCUCUGGACUCUGACAGUGAUGAAGAGAUCGACUUUGAGCAGUAUUCUUCAGGAUACUCUUCGGCUGAGGUCCAUCCUGAUCUGAGCAGGCAGCUGCUUCAGGACGGUUACCGCCUGGACGAGAUCCCCGACGACGAAGACCUGGACUUGAUCCCACCCAAAGCCAUGGGCUCCUCUGUGUGCUGCUGCUGCGAGCAGCCGUCGUGCUCCGUGCAGUGACGUCGGUGCUGCUGGGACUUGGACCGAACGAGGACUCGGCUCUAACUUCAGCUGGCUUCAGCUGUCGCUACCGGACGACCUUCUUCCCAUCCCAGCCCAGCUGCUGCGUGCUGCCUGAGGGCGUCCAGCUCUGAACGCAGGAACACACUCGGCCCCAAAGAAGACGCAGGUGGACAUGAGAGCAAGCCUUACCCACUGUGACUCCAAAGACCAAGUUUUAUUCAACCCGCUUUGUUUUUGCAGCGUCAGACAGAACAGCAGCUCUGAAUAGAAAACGAGUCGUUCUGCACGAGCUUUACGAUCGUGUUGACUCGAGGAAGAGCUGCUCAAUGUAUUUAUUUUUGUCAGGUCUGCAACUUUAUAAGCACAACACGCUUAUAAAUAACUUUAAGCUAAUGUGUAAGCUGUCUGAAAAACCUGUAGUAACUUUAAGUUACCACUGAAAUCUCACGAUUAUGAAGUGUUGCUCUUUCUUUAUGCGUUGUUUCUUUCACCUCCUGCAUCAAAAGCAACAUUUAAGUUUUAC